This is a messenger RNA of Pantherophis guttatus, 6723 nucleotides long. Lineage: Eukaryota; Metazoa; Chordata; Lepidosauria; Squamata; Colubridae. The record is from RefSeq and is a predicted model, not a curated record.
GCUAAUAUUUGUAAUUUAAGUUUUAAAGGCAGAUUACAACAUGGUACUCAUUCUAGUUAUUAAGGCAGAAAAUCAUACUGAUAUGCUAAAGUCAUGAUCCUGAGUUCCUGAAUAAUGUUCACACACAAGAUUUGAUUUGUGAUUCUACUUCUAGUUUCUUUCAUAUUUGGGCUUGGGCUAAUGUCAAUAGAUCUUCAAAAGACUGAAACCUCAAUUGCAACUCAAACAAGUUAUGCCACUAAACGUUGCUAUGAGUCUAUGCUGCCUUGGAAACACCCAUUUCCAUAAGCCAAGAGCAGAAGGAUAAAUAGAAGAGGGCAUAUUCCCAAGACUGCUGUUUUUUGGAUGUUUUAUAAAAACGAUACUUCUAAAGAAGAAUUUUGGAAAAAAAUAAAGUAUAGAGACCUGUUGAUAAGAAAUGUAGUUAUGACAGUAAAGGUAACUGAUUCUAAGGUCUGGAAAAAGAAAACUUACCUGGAAAAGCCAAAGAAACAAUAAAAUAUAACCUUAAAUUAGCUCAUUCAGCCAUGUUGUCAACGUACAGAAAACAAAAUUUGCUUCAGAAGUCUUUACAUUCAGAUGAUAAAGAAAUUGUUGCUUUACCUCCAAUUCAUAAGCAACCAAUGGAAAAUGUGGCAAAGCCUUCCAGCAACUUGAAUCUCCAAAAAUGCACUAGUGAUAUGCUCCACGAAAUGUUUUUAUCACCACAUAUUUCAAAGUCACAGAAACAUGUAUACAAAGAUAUGUGCUCAAAAUGGACUGGGAAACAAAGAUGCCACUGGAAUAUUCCAUAUGUAAAAAUAACUGAAGAAACAGACAUGAAAGUGAAGAAGCACUUAAAGCAUCAAAUGUAUUUUCAUUUUGCUAAAAGACUGAAUCGCCCUUUAAGCAAUAAAAGACACCUUUACAAUACAGAGACAUUCAUCAUGAAGCAGGAAGGAGACGGUAGAGGUCAGGUCAAAAGUUACCAUGCAGCUGUCAAUAUUUGUUCAGAGGAGCCUCUGGUUAGAGACAAAAUCUCUGAACUCACUGAAAAUUCCAAAUACAAAACAAAAACACAAAAAUCAAUGCAAAACUACAGAGAGUUCCCCCAAAGGCAAACAAGUGGCGACUUUCUUCAUUUAGAAGAAAAAGACACAAUCCAGGAUAAUAAAUUCAACAGAAGAAUAAUAUAUUUAUCCAGAAGCACACUUUCAGGCUCUCUGCAGUUCUCAGACAUAAAUGGAUCAGAAGAGAAUGAAGCAAAAAAGGCUGUUCACAAGGGUUACAGUUUUUUGACUACAUCUCAUCUGAAAACCGAGACAGAAGAAACUAAACCCCGUAGCAUUUUCCUAAUGGAAACCCUGAAUGCCACAAAUGAUGUAAUCUGUUGUCAGAAGAGCCCAGCAGACACAAAAACAAGUAGGGAUGUAGUGAGAGGACGAAUCCAUUUGCCCUGUUUAACCAGAAAGAAAAAGUUUAUGAUCUAUAUCUGCGGAGGUUAUCAAGAUUCAGAAGUAGAACGAAAUGCAUUAAUGGAGAAAUCCUUCCCAUGGCUAUACAACUACUGUAAAAAGAGAGGUUAUGACUUCCAUGUGUUUGAUCUAAGGUGGGGAGUAAAAGAUGGUAUCACUAAUGAUCAUCAAAUGGCUUCUCUACAUACAAGGACAUUAAAGAAAUGCCAGAAAUUGGGAUUCCAAACCUUUAUCGUUUUUAUUGGCCAGAAGUAUGAUGAUCUCUCUCUUCCAGAAAUAAUAGGCAAGGAAAUUUUUGAGUUAAUUAAAGCCACGGUGAUACGUAGGAAGCUGAAUAUCAAAACAUCAAAGAACGUACCCCCUGCUGAUUUGAAAGAUGAAAUCAAAGUAGAGAGAAAUGAAAGUCAAAGUGAAAUUGUUCAGGAUUUCCAGGAUCCUGAUGCAAUGGAAGAGUUUGAAGCUGAGAUAAGCAGCCAAAAAGAACAUGAAGUGAUUAAUUCAAAUGAAUUGGAUCUGCUUAAUACUUCUUUACUCACCCAAAAGACUGUAGCUGAAUAUGAGAAAGAACUUCAGCUUUUGAAUCAAUGGUACAAGGUGGAUGAAAACUGCAUCCCUGCAGUUUACAAGCUUCAACCUAUUUGCACAGUUUACAGAGAUAUCUUCAGUAAAGAUCCAAGUCGCAGACAGCAAGCUAAAAGCAAAUGGCUGGAGUCUUUCCAGAAACUGCAUAAGAUACUUCAGGAAUAUGCUACAAUUGUUCUUGGUCAAGAAGAUGCAGCCAUGCUGCUUAGAACAACUCUGCAGCAGGAAGUGAAUCAAGGAUUCCGAGUCCAAGGAACACGUGAGGAUCACUGUCACUGCUUCAAAAGAAAUAUAACUGACCUACAAUGCAAUCUGUCAGAUCCCCAGGCAUCUAAAUAUAUUGAUAUCCACCCAUUAAAACUAGAAGUGAACAAAACUAUUAACGAAGAACAUCAAAACUUUGUGAAGAGCAUUCAUUCCAGGCUUCGUCAUACAAAUAUUUACAAGAAGAAUGUUAGCUGGGGAAAAGGUGGCAUCAAUCCCAACAGGAACAGGUCCCAUGCCUACUACCUAGAAUGCCUUUGCAAUGACUUUCAGAAAAUUGUUGUUAAUCAUUUCAACAGAAUCAUCAGUUCAGAAGGAAUGCCAGAAAGACUAUGUACUAAAAGAAAGCAAGAAUUUAACAUUCUUAAUGAUGAAGAGAUUCUGGAACACAUUCAACAUUAUCAGGCCUUGAUUAAACGUAUAAAAGGAAGACAAAUCUUCCUGAGCAAGCUGAAGAAUCAGGUUACAUCUUUAAACAGAAAAGUAACUGUUGUUUGUGGUGUGGCAGGAUCGGGAAAAAGUGGGAUCAUUGCAGAAGUAGCUUCUUUGGCUUCAAACUGGAUUUCUGGGAAUCUCAGAAUUGUGCUUCGAUUUAUUGGUAUAACUGGAGAAAGUAGAAAUGUCCGACGGCUGCUUCUGAGUCUUUGCUACCAAAUAGCUGACAUUUAUAAUAUUUCUGUCACUUUAUCUGAGGAUUUUGAGGGACUGGUAGAAGAAUUUUCCUCUCUGCUGGAAUUUGCUACACAAGACAAGCCACUCCUAAUCUGCCUGGAUAGUAUAGAUGAUUUAUCAGAGGAAUAUGGUGCUGCCCUUUCUUGGAUACCACCUGAAUUACCAAAGAAUGUGCAUUUUAUUGUUUCUACUUGUUCAGAAUCAGACAUUUCAUGCAUAAGAAAACUGGAGAAAAUCACCUUGAAAGAACAUUUUUUUCAAAUACCUCCUUUAACAUUUGAAGAAAUCAAUGAAAUUAUCAUCUGUUGGCUCGAAAAGGAUCAUCGAAGACUCUCUCAGUAUCAGUUCAAUCACUUAAUGGAAGCAUGCAAAGCCUGCCCAUUGCCACUUUACCUAUACUGUGCUUAUAAGGAAUCCUGUUUAUGGACAUCUUUCAGCCCAGACACAGAGGUGUAUCUCCCUCAAAGUAUACCUGACAUGUAUUCUUGGAGGCUGAGCAGAAUGGAAAGAUCUCAUGGAGAACAAAUUAUACAAAGGAUGGCAGCUUAUUUGACACUUUCAAGAAAUGGCAUCACUCAGGAAGAAUUGCUCAACCUCAUGUCAAUGGAUUGUGUGGUCAUUCAAGAAAUAAAUAAAUUCCAAAAAAGCUCAGUGUCAGCAUUUCCACUAGUGUUAUGGCUGAAGUUUUUAGAUGAUCUUGGCGAUGAUUUGAGAGAGCAAAGAACUGAUAACACAUAUGUUUUUGCUUGGGCUCAUACGUCUUUAAAGCAUGUGUGCAUACAAAGAUACCUGAAAUCACAAGAUUCCCAAAUAUCACUACAUGCUAUCUUUGCUGACUAUUACCUGGGUAGAAGCUCACAGGAGUUCAGGAAGUGCAAUGAGCCAUCAAUAUUUCAGCCUCUGGCCUGGACUCUCAAAAAAGGAUCCAAGACUAGUUACAACUUCAAUAUCCGUAAAAUCUUUGGGGCUCCAUAUCAUCUCAUCAGAUCAAAAAAUAUUGCUGCUCUGAUUAAAGAGUGCCUCUUUAAUUAUGAAUUUCUUUUGUACAAAUCCUGGGCCUCAUCAAUUGUCAGUAUUGAAGAAGAUCUAGGAGCAGCUAUUAAUAUUGACAGGACUAUACCUGACUUAGCCUUAUUAAGUGAGACUCUCAAAUUGUCCAAGAGGGUUUUAAUAAAAGAUCCAUGCCAGAUGGCUUCACAGCUGACAGGCCGUCUUCAUCAGAUUGUUGCAGCUGAUAUACCAGUAGCACCAGGUGAUCCAAAAAAAUACCUUUACCUGCCAGUUCUUUUAUCCCAGUGUCAGAAAUCUUCUAUUCCUGUUCUUAUACCUUCAACCUCUUGCCUUAUAGCUCCUGGUGGACUUCUCUGUGAUCUUUUGAAAGGUCAUUUGGACAGAAUUACAGCAAUAGGAGAAACCCAGAAACAGCUCAUAGCUGCAACAGUUUCCAGGGAUGGUAUUUUGAAAAUGUGGGAUUUGACUCUUGGCAAAGCGGUCUUCACUCUACAUGAAAUUGGGAAAAAUAUUAGUACUAUCACAGUAUGUUUGGACAACAGGCUGGUGGCUGUGUCUGACAAGACCAACAUUAAAAUUUGGGAUCUUUCCUUGCAAAAAGUGGUGUAUAGUUCUGGUGAAUUUUUGGAUACACCAAUACUAACAUCUUCAAUGAAUGGACAACUUCUGAUAGCUUUUUUUAGUGGGAUCCACAAAAUUCAGGUUUUUGAUCUUGUUCAUUCAUGCCAACUGCUCCAUGAAGUCUACCUUUUUUCUGAAGAAGCUCCUAUGCACAAGACUCAUUCUCUACUAGUAUCAAAGAACUCAGUAAAAGAUUAUGUUCUGUGUGCGUAUAGAAGUGCAAGCGAAGCAAUGGUUUUCAGUGGCAAAAAGGGAGAAGUAGUUGCUAGACUGAAAAGCCAGGAACCAAUGGCUGCAGCUGAGGGGGUGGCUAUCACUAAAGAUUAUUUUCUUGUGAUCUUCAGGUGCCCUUUCAUACGAAAGCAAGAAAUUGUUCUUAUAGAGCUCUACAAUGUCCAUACUUUUGCUUAUGCUCAUAGUCUGAAGGGUUGCUGCAAUGAUUAUAUUCACACUUUUGCUGUAAAUCGUUUGGGAUCUCAUCUUGUGGCAUUUAGUCCUAUUCCAAAUACUGGUACUACUGAGAUAGUAUCAUGGAACUUGGAGUCUGAAGACCACAAACACUUGGCUAAAUUUCCUUCAGUCCUUGUCGAUGGUAUAUGCUCUGACCUUCGAUAUUGUUUAGCAUUCUGUGAUGGAGAUAAUUACCUUCGAUCCUGGAACUUGGCUUCCAAAAUCAAUGACCAGUCUUUGACUGUCACUGCAAGCAACACAAAGAAAACAAAUGGUAUUCAGAAUAUUGUGACAAUGAAAAACUAUCCCAGGUAUGCUGUGUGCCGAAACACAAGUCCGGGAGUCAUAGCAGUAUGGAAUAUUUUAAAAUCCAAGUGUAAACAUAAUGCUGUGCGGGUGGAAAGAGGGCUGGUAGAGAACACAGACGUUGUACUGGCGAGAGACAUGAAACUUUAUAUACUUACAGGCAAGGGAAUAGCCUCCUUUGCAGAUCCUCCAAGAUCAAUUUUCCAGACGCUGUUAGUUUAUGAUCUUCUGAAAAAGAAGUACAUAAAGAAGCAGAGUGGGCUUUACAUAAUUCCUUGUCCAAAUAAUGAAUACAAGAUGCUAGAAGGAGGCCUUCUACUUGGUCUUUCUGAGAACAGAGACCAUUUUGUUACUUGGAACUUGGAGACAGGACUUAUUAAGGAUCGAUUAAGACCAGAAUACAAAGAAAAUUUUGUCUUGCAAUGUACUCAACCCACUACCCAUUCCUCAUCCAAAGAAAACAUGAAGAGACCUAAAGGAGUUUUGUAUAAAGAAAAAACAGCAUUAUGGCAUCCCUGGGAAAAGCGAAAUGAAACCAAUACUGGAAAGAAAAGGAAAAAAGAAAAGGCAUUAAAACUGGAGGUAGAGACAUUACAAAAACUAGCUAAAGAGAAAAACAAUACUAUUGAUCAGUUCCUCCUGAGUGGAGAUGAGAAGAUAGCUGUGUGUUCCUACUAUGCACAUCAUCUAUCAGUGUUCAGCUUGGAAACCAUGUCCUAUCGCCACACACUUGAGAGCAAAGAAUCAAUGCUUUUUUUAUAUAAUGCUACCUUAACAUAUACUGGGCAUUAUCUAGUGCUUUCCAAUUACAAUGAGGAGGAAAAAAUCAGCUAUGUAACACUAUGGAAUUUAAUCACAGGAAAGGUUAGAAAAAGAUUAAAAAACGAGCCUAAUGUCUGCUGUACAGCCAUUUCUGCAGAUGGCAGUAGGAUCAUUUUUGGAGUGAUGGUGGAUAACCUGAUUAAGAUUUGGGAUCCAUUUAAGCAUAAACACAAAUUAAUGCAAGGUUAUGAAGGUCUUGAUAUGACUGUGAAUAGCAAAUUGCACAUAUUAGAUGGAACAAAAGCAAUUCUACUUGCAGGUGAGGUCAGUUUCUGGGAUUUGGAGAGUGGCACAGUUAUAUCCAUCUUUACAUUUGAUAGCAAAAUCUCUUGCAUGACUGUUGCCUGUGACAAAAAGACAGUUCUUUUAGGCUUGAGCAACAGCUCUACUCUUACCACUUUGAAAAUGAUGAGCAUAAACACUGCUGAAAAUUCAAUAGGAAAAGAUUUGUUUGGAGAAGACUCAUCAAGCAGUGAAGAAGAACAUGAAAAUAUUUAAAAGAGAAUUUGAACAAAAUAAAAUCGAGCAUAAACAAAUGAAA